Messenger RNA from Hordeum vulgare subsp. vulgare (domesticated barley), 927 nucleotides. RefSeq names its product FCS-Like Zinc finger 17-like. NCBI's taxonomy places the organism in Eukaryota, Viridiplantae, Streptophyta, Magnoliopsida, Poales, Poaceae. The coding region runs from base 190 to 678 and encodes 162 amino acids. The transcript is spliced from 2 exons. The record is from RefSeq and is a predicted model, not a curated record.
ACUAAAACACGCGUGCAAGCUUGGCAUCGCGUCUGUAUAUAAGCAUCAACCAGUCGCUAGCUCAUCUCAUCCAUUCCAUUCCUCCAUUGGCAUCCACCUUCUUCUCUCUGCAAUUGACGCUUACUUUUUCAAGGAUCGAGCACGUAUAAGCUACGAGCAAGCAUCUAAAAAAAUUGUUGUCUCGACGGCAUGAUUUCGAGGUCUCCCAGCCUCUUCCAGAUCGGUGAGGGAGAGGCCCAGGAUCAGGAUCAGGCGGGAAUGCCAACAAUGACGACCGCCGGCGAGCUCGUCGGGCUCCAGUUGAUCAUACAGCCCUCGCCGAGGCGACAACAACGGCCGCCGUUGGCCGUCCUCAGGAGGUCCUCGGUGAGGUCCCCGGCUGCCAACCUCCAGGAGAGCAGCGGCGGGCAGCCAUUCGUGGGCCUUGAGUUCUUGAAGUGCUGCCUAUGCUGCUGCAAGAAAAUCGACGUCGACAUGGACGUCUUCGUGUACAAGGGACAGCAAGCAUUCUGCAGCGCGGAGUGCAGGUGUCAGCACAUGGCGAGGGAGGAGAGGCGGGAGAUCGAGAUCCUGGUCAGGAAGCGCCGUGACGCGUUCCACAACCGCCGUGCAGCGCCGGGCAAGACGGUCGGGGGAUCGGACCGGCACCCGAGGGUGCAAAUCUCAAGUUUUUGCUAGCUAAUUAGAUCCUUGCUGUACUUUUAGUGAGCUAGUGAGAAACUACGGAUGAUUAGUUGGGACAAACUUAAAACCUCAUAUUCUAUGAGUGAUGCUACACGUACAUAAGUUUGUAAGAAUUUUACAGAGAGAUUGAUUUUGAUCGAAGGUUAACAAGGAUGAAGCCUCAUCCCCAUAAAAAUCAAGGGGGGAGAGGUUUGUUAGGAAGAAAGAAUUCUAAUCAACGUAAACCAUGUGUAACGUUUUAUA